This is a messenger RNA of Thamnophis sirtalis, 3648 nucleotides long. The record is from RefSeq and is a predicted model, not a curated record. NCBI's taxonomy places the organism in Eukaryota, Metazoa, Chordata, Lepidosauria, Squamata, Natricidae.
CUGGCUCCAUCUGGGACCCCCUGCAAGCUAAGGAACCAGCUGCUUCGACCGCCGCCGCCCCGCCGGCUCUCCCGGUGGCUCAGUUUAAGCAACGGAUGCCCAUGUACAAUAGUCACUUGAACCUGACUGCUACCACCGCGGCAGCAACGGCAGCAGGGGCAGCCCCAACCGCUGAGUCCCCGGUGUCUCUUCCCGUGACCUCUCUGGCAAUGCAGGGACCACCAGCCGCUCCUCAGGACGCCCCUGCCAAGAAGGGUCUCUCGCUCACAAAGGAGCAGCUGUGUGCAGCCCAUGAAAUCUUCCAGAUGGCGAACAAAGUUACAAGGCCCGAGAAGAUGCUCAUCCUGGGAUUCAUGGCGGGAUCCAGAGAAAACCCCUGUCAAGAGCAGGGCGACGUCAUCCAGAUCAAGCUAAGUGAGCACACGGAGGUCCUGCCGAACGCCGAUGGGACCGGAAGCACCACCAUGCUGGUGGACACGAUCUUUGAGAUGAACUAUGCCACCGGCGAGUGGAGCCGCCUGACGAAGUCCAAGCCCAUGACAAACAUUUCCUAAAGGAUUCCGUGACGGGGAGACGUAGACCAAAUAGAUCCUAGAAUAAAGCCAGCUUGUACGUUGUGUGUCACCUCGAGCAGAACGACAUUCCCCCCACGUAGGACUCCUUGUAGCCAGCCUCCCAUGUCCCAUGUGCUACGCUUGGCCAAAGUAGGAAGGCCGGAGGCCAGAGCGGCGCAGGGCUCUCUGUCGUAGGAAGGAUUGUGGAAGGAUGCGGUGACUCACGGCUUCCAGCACUUUGGCAGGAAAGGGGCUUUUGAUUUGCCUGCCCUGAGAAAGGACCAAGAGGGGGGAAUCUUCUUCACCAGGCCGAUUUCAUGGCAGGGACCUCACUCGGUCGGCUUUCUCGGUGCUCUUGUUAAAAAUAGGCCCUGCCAGUUUGGCCGUUUCUCCCCCCCCGCCCCCCCUUUUGGUAGCUGACUGCAAGUAGCCUUCGUCCUUUUGGGCGGCCCUCCUUCUGAGGCACCAUGAAGACCCCGUAGGAUGAUUUCCCCCUCUUUCUUCUGCUGCUCAAGAUUGCACAAAUAAUAAACCUUCCUUCCCUUGAGAACAGCCAGCCCCCUGAGUGUAUGUGCGUGCGUUAGUCACAUAAAGGGGUUGCCUUUUAAGACGGACACGUAAAAAAGGGCGACCCCCCCCCAAAAAAAGCUUACAAUCUCAGUGGCGCAGUGUGAUUUAGCUUCCCUGGCGUUGAAGUUGAAUGAGUGACAUCGGCUUCCAAUGCUCUUCAAAAUGGUUAAAUCCCAAGACUUUGAACUCGGGGGGCUUCAGGCUGAGGUAGCUAAUUCCAAGACCUCCAAGGGUUCCCUUGCAGGAUGGAUGACCAAGCGGCCUUUGCUAAAGAGUGAGGUUGGUGGAUGUCGGAAGACGGCGGAGCUUUUGGGGAAUCUCAUUCCCGUUGAAGCAAGUCCAAACAAUAAUUAGGCCUCCUCCUCCUCCUCCUUCCCUGCUUUGCGGCACCGUUACUGAAGGAGGAUCUGAGAUGGUUCAUCAGGCAGGGCUGCAGGGGAACUCCAGGAGGGACGUCGCUUGCAGGGACAUUAUUAUUGCAAAGGUCUCCCCCCCCUCCUGCCCCCUCCCUUCACCACAGCUGAGGGCCACUUAGAACGGUUUUCUUAGUUUCUGGCCUCUUUAAUUCUGGCCUCUGUAAGCCUUUGAAGUCUAAGAGCGGGCAGCUCAAAGAGUUUAAUCAUUUAUGCAGAGGAAGAGUUUUAAGAAUAAGGGAUUUCUCUCUGGUCACUGGAAUGGUAGGUAGAUGGUAGGAGAUAGUCUUGAAGGUCAAGGGAAGAAGCUGGUUGAGCUGGGAGAAGAAGAACGAAGGCUUGGCCAAAGUGCAGCUGGAAAGGCAAUGCCCCCUCGGGAGCAUCUGAAGCUAGAAAGGGGGGAGAUGGGCAGCCUUUCGGGUUUGCCUUUAGCCCACCUGAAUGGUGGGCUUGUUUCUCAAUUCUGCCCAGUGGGCCAACCAGAAUCGGGAAAGCCUGACGGAGGUUUCACGAGGUUCUUCUGCAACUUCCUUUGAUUUAACAUUUCAGCCAUACUUGAACCUGGAAGCAGCAUUUGGAACAACGGGACUCGUUUUACCAAAUUUAUGUCAGUUUUAUGCAGUAUCAACAUGGCUUGUUCGGAUUAUUUUAAGAGGCCGCGUUCGUUGGAAGCCCACCCCCACCUUUCUGCUGGCAUGCAGCGUGAUGUCCCCUAGGGAGUUCAAACGCAAAGGCAUGAUUCACUUUUUGUUGGGCCAUCGGGGCCAUCUCUGGAGUACGUUACAAUUCAUCUUCUAUCCAGAAACCUGGUUUGAAGAUAGACUGCAGUUUUUCUGUAGUUUUUUGUGAAGACCUGCCAACCAGCAGGUGUUCGUGGUUCUGCUCUUAAAUAGGGGCGGUGUAAUCCCCUCCCCUCCAGUAUUUAGCCGGAGGGGGAGGAGUCCAGCUGGUGUCAUAGCUGUGAGAUCUGAAGAGGGCAGAAUGGGGCCGGGCUUUGACUACAGAAUGGCGGCCAUGCGGUCCCUCCGUGGUGGAAUUCCCUCGGGUGGAUUCAAAAUAGGAAGACGGCUUGUGUGAAGCUGGCAUAUCUGCUUUGCCUUGGGGUGGGGGGGCUGUGGGGGGAGAAAAGCUUGCCCUGUCCCCCCCCCGCCAGAGCUCUUCCUUGAGUUAGAAGCCUUCUUCAUUCAGAGUCCGUGCAAGGAAUGGCGGCGUGAAACGCCUGAUGGAGCAACCUAGAAAGUAUCCUAUAGGUGUCCUGAGGGACCUCCCUUCUUAGAUCCUUGUCUCUGCUAAGCUCUUGGGAAAUCAUCCUCCCGUUUUUAAAAAUCCGGUUUGGUCUGGCAAGUGCCGAUGCUGUCCAUUGAGGUGGAGGGAUGCCUCUGUCCAGGAUGCCUGAUUUCUCGCAUCCCUGGUCGUGCUGUGCCCGGCCUUUGUAGGUUAAGGUCUGGCUGCCCGGAGGUGGCUAGGAAGAAGCCCUGCCAAGGCAGGCUGGAAAGGGACACGGGAUGGGCUGGGAUCGAGAGACACCGAAGGCGCCCACUCAAGUGGAAUGGAACUGCUCAGAACCACCAGGCCCUUCAGUUGUCCUGCUUGGCUUAGAAGGAACUUGGUGCUGAUUCCGACAGAAAAAGACAAAUGGCCAGUCCUAUCCGCGGCUCUGAUCUUUUUCCCCGUGGGGGUGGGGGAGAUGUUUUAGAGUCUAAUUCUAGAUGUAAGAUUAUUUGUAGUAUCCAGCGAGCAUCAGGCAAGCUGGAGUUAUUGUUGAAACAAGCGUGCAGCAUCCCUCCUGCCCCACCAGUUAGCAAAAGGGCCCCCCCAAAGUCUUUGGCAGCCUUGGGGUUUUCCUCAUUCUGCCCCCCAAUAGCUGCCCCCCCCCAAACCACCAACGGAAGAGAAAAGGCAAGGUAGGAAUUGAGCCCCGAGACCUUGGGAUUCUGGUACCUUUUUAACAAGCAAUGUUGUUUUCUAAAAUGUUGCCUAUCUAAUAGAGCAGGCCAGAUGUUUUCUAUCUAUUUUGUUUUUUGUACAGAUGUAAAUGCAAAACCUCAUGUCCUUGAAUACGUUAUUUUCGGCAUAAUAUCGGUAAUAAAGUUCAGAUUUUUCUAAGUACA